Molecule: messenger RNA, 1453 nt
Organism: Rubroshorea leprosula
Lineage: Eukaryota; Viridiplantae; Streptophyta; Magnoliopsida; Malvales; Dipterocarpaceae
Source: the annotation of a GenBank genome assembly
AAAGUCAAAUUAACUUGGCUAAUAUCGCUGUCACAAAGGGCCAUCUCUACAGCAUAGUGAAAUGACUUCCUUUCUGUUAAGCUGAAUAACUUAUCCCUAGCAGUAUAAAUAGUGCUUCAAACAACGCACAACCUAUAUCAUACCCCUUCCUUCCUACCUGGACAAAGAAUUAUUUGAUUUUUUUUCUCCUCAGAAUUUAUGGGGAGCGCCCUGUUGGAUGCUCUAAACGUCAGGGUAGUCGGCUCCGGCGAGGAAGUCCUGGUUCUCGCCCAUGGCUUCGGCACGGACCAGUCAGCGUGGCAUUCCAUUGUCCUGCUUUUCGCGCCGCACUAUCGCAUAGUUCUCUACGACCUUGUUUGCGCCGGUAGCGUCAAUCCCGAUUACUUCGAUUUCAGAAGGUAUACCACUCUAGAUGCCUACGUCGAUGACGUGCUCAACAUUCUGGACGCUCUAGGCGUUGACCGCUGUGCCUUCGUGGGUCACUCCGUCUCCGCCAUGAUCGGAAUUCUCGCCUCCAUCCGCCGCCCUGAGCUUUUCACCAACCUGAUCCUCAUCGGCGCUUCCCCGAGAUUUCUAAACGACAGCGAUUACCACGGAGGGUUCGAAGAAGGGGAAAUUGAGAAACUUUUCAGCGCAAUGGAAGCCAAUUACGAGGCCUGGGUGAACGGGUUCGCUCCGCUGGCGGUGGGGGCAGACGUGCCGACGGCAGUCCGGGAAUUCAGCCGGACCCUGUUCAACAUGAGGCCGGAUAUAUCGCUGUUCGUUGCGAGAACCGUUUUCAACAGCGAUCUAAGAGGGGUGCUGGGAUUUGUCAAGGUACCCUGUUGCAUAAUUCAGACGGCGAAGGAUGUCUCCGUCCCAGCCUCAGUGGCGGAGUACUUACGGACCCAUUUAGGCGGGCGGAACACGGUAGAGAUUAUGAGGACGGAGGGCCAUUUGCCGCAUUUGAGUGCGCCGGCGCUGCUGGCCCACCAUCUCCGGCGAGCACUGGCCCGGUGAUUUUCCCAGUGGCGUCGGGUGGGGGAAACGUAACAAGAGGUGGGAAAAGGGGACACCUGGCGAAUAAAUAUGUGGAGAGUAGAGUUUAGACUUUAUAUUUAGGAUUACAUAAAUCUUUUCAGGGAGAUAAGAAUGCCCACGUGAUAGUCACGUGAUGACGAAUGGUUUUUGUCCUUCGCAUUCUUCUUCCUUGUUUGCUUUGCUUUUCCCUAACUUUGAGCUUUGGAUGCACUUUGUUUGUCUUUAUUUGGGGCAGGUAAAGUGAAAUAGAAGUGAAUUGUGUUUUUAGUGUUUGUGAUUUGGGUUAUCCGAGUGAGAAUUUACAAGAUUUUGUAGUAUUGUACAAAGAAAAUUAGGUUCAUGACUCAUCUCUUUAUAGACUCUUUUUAGAGACUAUUUGAACAUAUUUUUCAUGUUUGAUUAGCCAAGAGAAAUAUAAAUUUAUUAAAAAAUG